This is a messenger RNA of Octodon degus (degu), 924 nucleotides long. RefSeq names its product spermidine/spermine N1-acetyltransferase family member 2 (gene Sat2). The transcript has 6 exons. Gene Ontology annotation, molecular function: N-acetyltransferase activity. NCBI's taxonomy places the organism in Eukaryota, Metazoa, Chordata, Mammalia, Rodentia, Octodontidae. Bases 212 to 781 code for a protein of 189 amino acids. The record is from RefSeq and is a predicted model, not a curated record.
UCAGAAUUUAGGAGCUGUCUCGGGCGGUGAAGCCCACCAGGACAAUUCACUCAGUUCUGACUGGCUAGCACGCGAUUCCGGCUGGGAAUCCGUGGCCCCUCCACUUGUCCCUCCCGCCCGGCUUUUCACCCUCUGAGUUUCUAGGCCUUUUACUGGCCCUGCGGAACGGAAGUGGGCGGUCGUAGUCUGUGGUCCCACGGUGGGGAUUCCGAUGGCUUUCGUGCAGAUCCGAGCGGCCAGGGAAGGAGACUGCGGAGACAUUCUGAGACUCAUUCGGGAACUGGCAGAGUUCGAGAAACUCUCGGAUCAGGUGAAGAUCAGUGAAGAAGUCCUGAGAGCAGAUGGCUUUGGAGAGAAUCCUUUCUAUCACUGUUUUGUAGCAGAGAUUAUUCCAGCACCUGGUGAGCGACAAGGGCCUUGCAUUGUGGGCUACGGACUAUACUACUUCAUCUACAGCACUUGGAAGGGUCGUAACAUUUAUCUGGAGGACAUCUAUGUGAUGCCGGAGUAUCGGGGUACUACUGGGCAGGAGUUGAGGCCAAGGUGGACACAAUGGUGGAGCAAUUCCAUAGGUCAAGGGAUUGGUUCCAAAAUAAUCAAAAAGGUGGCUGAGGUGGCCCUGGAUCAGGGUUGCUCCCAGUUCCGCCUGGAAGUUCUGGAGUGGAACAAGAAGGCUAUGGAUUUGUACAAGGCCCUAGGAGCCCAAGAUGUGACCCAGGCGGAGGGCUGGCAUGCCUUCCGUUUUGAAGGAGAGGCGAUGAGGAAGUUGGCAGGAAGAUGAUGCCAUCUCUGCCCCCAUCUGCUCAAGCACUGCUCAGAGACACUGACCCCUAGGCCUCCCAGAGAAAGAUUCCUGCAGGACACAAACAGAAUUGAGGGAGAGGUCUUUCUGAGGGUGAAAAAUUAAUCAGAAUUAACCAUGUC